Messenger RNA from Harpia harpyja (harpy eagle), 1619 nucleotides. It is a transcript of the gene SNRNP40, whose product is annotated as small nuclear ribonucleoprotein U5 subunit 40. Bases 16 to 1221 code for a protein of 401 amino acids. The record is from RefSeq and is a predicted model, not a curated record. NCBI's taxonomy places the organism in Eukaryota, Metazoa, Chordata, Aves, Accipitriformes, Accipitridae. The transcript is spliced from 10 exons. Gene Ontology annotation, cellular component: catalytic step 2 spliceosome. Gene Ontology annotation, molecular function: protein binding; RNA binding.
GCGCGGCCGGCGGCGAUGAUCGAGCAGCACAAGCGGAAGGUCCCGGGGGGCGGCCCCGGCCCCGGCCCCGCUCCCGGCCCCGCUCCCGCUCCCGCCCCCGGCCCCGGCGCCGCCCCCGCCCCCGGCCCCGGCCCCGGCCCCGACCUCCCGCUCGUGCCCGUGGCGGCCAAGCGGCCCCGCCAUGAGCUGCCGGCGGCGCCGGGCAGCGGGAGCGGCGGGGGUGGCGGCGGCGGAGGAGCAGGAGGAGGAGGAGGAGGGCAGCCCCCCCCCGGGGCCCUGCUGCAGGCGGGCCCGCCGCGCUGCUCCUCCCUGCAGGCCCCCAUCAUGCUGCUCUCGGGGCAUGAAGGAGAGGUGUACUGCUGCAAGUUCCACCCCAACGGCAACACCCUCGCCUCCGCCGGCUUCGACAGGCUCAUCCUGCUGUGGAAUGUCUAUGGGGACUGCGAUAACUACGCCACACUGAAGGGACACAGUGGGGCAGUUAUGGAGCUGCACUAUAACACGGAUGGCAGCAUGCUCUUCUCAGCAUCCACAGACAAAACUGUGGCUGUGUGGGAUAGUGAGACUGGAGAGAGAGUGAAGAGACUGAAGGGCCAUACCUCGUUUGUUAACUCCUGUUACCCAGCGAGGCGAGGACCCCAGCUUGUCUGUACAGGCAGUGAUGAUGGGACAGUGAAGCUGUGGGAUAUCAGGAAAAAAGCUGCUGUUCAGACAUUUCAGAACACGUACCAGGUCUUGGCUGUAACUUUCAAUGACACCAGUGAUCAGAUCAUAUCCGGAGGCAUCGACAAUGAUAUUAAGGUGUGGGACCUUCGCCAGAACAAGCUCACUUACACGAUGAGAGGACACGCAGACUCGGUGACAGGCCUCAGCCUGAGUUCAGAAGGCUCCUACCUGCUCUCCAACGCAAUGGACAACACAGUUCGCAUCUGGGAUGUGCGACCAUUUGCCCCUAAAGAGAGAUGUGUAAAGAUUUUCCAGGGGAACGUACAUAAUUUUGAAAAGAAUCUUCUGAGGUGCUCUUGGUCCCCGGAUGGGAGUAAAAUCGCAGGGGGAUCAGCCGACAGGUUUGUCUAUGUGUGGGAUACCACAUCCAGGAGGAUUUUGUACAAGCUGCCAGGCCAUGCCGGGUCGGUGAACGAACUAGCUUUCCAUCCGGAGGAACCCAUUAUACUCUCCGCAUCCAGCGACAAAAGACUGUAUAUGGGGGAGAUCCAGUGAAGCUGACAAGGAGAUGGUGGGAUUUGUGCCCUCACGAUCCUUGGUUUACAAAGGUCGGAUUGACUUGCUUCUCACCGGUGCCAGGCCCUCUCACACUUGUGGCAGUGGGAAAACGUUGAAGCAGCUUGAUGUGACAAGUCGCCCUCUCACAGGCUGUAAUGUCUGCGUGGUCUCGCUGUACAACUUUUUUCCACCCCCCACCUUCUUUGGGGAGGAAGAAGAAUUUGGAAUUGAAAGGAAUUUGGUUUUCGCUGUACCACUGACUAUUAAACCUUACCCAGAUCACUUGAAAUUGGUAAAAUUUGUUUAAAGUCCAUAUGUGGCUUGUAUAUUCCCUGUCCGGUUUCUGUUGGUUUUUUUAUACGGUCAAAACUGAAAUAGAUACCUUUUUACAAGAA